AUGCCGGGCAAGGGCGACCUGCCCCCCGCCUCCAUCUCUUCGGCCGGCAUGCAGCCGCGCUUCUCCCGCGCGGGCGCCGCGCUCACCUCCGAUCCCGACGACAAGCCGCGCUCCACCCGAUCCCGCUCCUUCUCCACGGCGCGCAGUCGUAAGUGGCUCAACUCCCUACUGUCCGCGCUGCGCAUCCGACGGGCGAAGCGCACAACGGCGAGUAUUGUGCUGCUCGCAUUGUUCGUUGCCGUCCUGGCCGCCGCCGCCCUCGUCUUCAGGAAUCUCUACCCGAAGAGCCUGUCGCGGCUUAAGGCGGGCGUCGAGGACGUCAAGGUCGGCGUCAUGGACAUCACGCAUCUGCACCAGAGCCAUCAAGCUACGGCUAAGAGCACCUCGCAGGUGGGCGUGGAACGCAUGGGAGGGGGGAACGUGUCGGUGAUCCAGGGCGAGAAAGUCGUUGAGGAUCCGCAUGCGCGCGCAGCUGAGGAAGAUGACGCGGAUGUCCCCGAUCAUGGCGAGAUUGCGCCGAAGCCAGUGAGCGCUGAGUGGCGGCUCCCGGUCUUCGUGCCGGAUGGUGUAACGCAGAGGAGACCGGUGCCGCCGGAGGUUGGGUCGCUUGCGAUGGACUCGGAGCGGAAGCAUUAUGCGGGGGAGAAAAUGUCUGUUGUCGUGCUGUUUCAUAAUGAGUAUGAUUCGCUCAAGUAUGCGCUCAAAUCGUGGCUUGACAGGGGAUUAAUUGAUUAUGCAGAUGAGGUGCUGUUCUUUUUGAACGGUGUCAAGAGCGAGAGCGACUUCGUGACAAAAAUUCCCGACUUUUCUGACCGCAUUCCGGAGGAGAAGCGCAGCAUACAUGUGUCGAAGGAGAACAUGCCUCUUGGGUUGGCCAUCACAAAGAUGAUCGAGCUCACCAGGCACGACUAUGUUCUCCUCAUGGAAAAGGAUUGGGAACUCAUUGAGGAGCAGCCCGUUAUGGAGUCACGCCUAGAUGAUUCCAAGGUAAUCGUAGGAUCAGGGAUUGCGGAUCUGGUGAGGCAUAGACAUCGCUACAAUCCGGGGGUGCCGUUACACGCUCUAAUUAUGCAUGAGGGUCGCGAAAGCUCUAUAAUGACGCAGCAGAAGAACUUGCUCUGCUUUGUACAUCACUGGCAGAAGGAUCCUACGACGAUGUACCCUGGGGAGGGGAUCAUGCGUAGAUGCGGCGGCGCCGAGCGCAAGGUUGAAGAAGUCGAUAUAUAUUGUUCGUCUUCUGUAUACUGCCAGUGGACUAAUAACCCCGCUGUGUUCAAGAAGAAAUGGUUUAUGGAUGAGGUUGGCGAGAGGUACAGGAAAGAGUACAAGAUCGAAUUUGACAAACACGGCAAGACCUCUCCGUUCCUCGAUUUUGAGUAUUACACAAACUGGCGCUCUUACGCUUGGACCGAUAAGAACUUUACCGUUGCAGUCGGUACUGGCUUGUUUCGCCAUGCGGAGUCAGAGCAUCAGCAUUUCAAUACGUUUUGGUACGCUUUCUAUCGUCUUACGCAAGACAUGAAGGAAAUUAGAGACGCCUACUUGAGGAACGAAACGAGUUUCAAAAAGUUGGGAGGCGUGCACUUCGACCCGACCUCACCGAUUCCUCCACCGAUGAUGCAGAGAUAUCCAGUCGACUUUGUUCGAAAAUACCACAUCAAGGAAGCAUUCACGGGUGGCUUGAACGAGCAGCGGCAUUUGAUCAACGAACGUUACCAACCGUACUUGAAGGCUCACCGGAGCUUGACAGACGACGAAUGGAAGCAGCAUGGACCUGAAUCUAAGACUCCGAAACAGGCGGUUGAUUGGCGCACAGAAGUCACCAGGCUGCAUAAUACCGUAGAGACGGCAAUGAUUCGAGCCCCACCUUUGCAGCCUCACGAAAUGAACAUAACUCUGGUCACCUCACUACUCGAUCUAGGCCGCGACGGUCUCGCUGCGGAUUCCUAUCAAUUCAGGAGAGAGUUCCAAAUGUACCUGGAUGCGACGGCGAAAUGGUUGCUUCAUGUUUACCCUAAAGUCGUGUACACAUCUCAACAGAUCGCUGAUGAGUUAACGAAGACGAUGAGUGAAGAUUCCAAGAGAACUACGGAGUUUGUCAUCACGAACAGGAAGGAAUUGCGUUCAAAAUGGCUUGGUCCUGACAACUAUGACCGUGUGCAAACUUUAAGAACGUCAAAGGAGUGGCUGGAGCGUGCGUCAUGGUUGGCGAACUCUCCGCAGGCUGGUUUGGAGGAUUACAACCCACUGGUCAUGUCAAAGAUAUACAUGGUUCGUGAUGCUGCAACCAAGAACUACUUCAACACGACUCACUUUGUGUUUUUGGACGCCAAACACAACUGCAUGAAUCCCGAACUUAUGACUCCCAAAAACGAUCAUAUUAUUCGCGCACACAUGUUCAACAAAUUCCUCCUUACAACAUUUGACUAUACGCCGGCGUCCGAGAUACACGGAUUUGAGUAUAAGGCGUUCAACGAGUACUGUAAUAUCAAGAACCCUGACACCAGACAGUUGCUGAAGAUUGGACGUGGUGGAAUAUUCGGAGGGUCGGCAUUUGUAAUUGAGUACAUAGCAGCGAUGUAUGACGCUGUAUUGACGGCAACGUUACAAGAAGGUCUCAUGGGCACAGAGGAGAACAUAUUUGCUAUCUUGAGGUGCCAAGUACCGCAAUAUGUGGAUGACUUUAGCAACAAUUGGGCAUGCCCCGAGCAAAUACAAGGAGAUCACACUUGCAAAAACCUGGAGUCUCAAGGAUACAACUGCGCGAUUUUCGACUGGGUAGCCCGGGAUGCGGUCAGGAGUUGAGCAAUAUGUACAGUAAACAACUUACUUGAA
This is a messenger RNA of Chondrus crispus (carragheen), 2835 nucleotides long. RefSeq lists its product as hypothetical. NCBI's taxonomy places the organism in Eukaryota, Rhodophyta, Florideophyceae, Gigartinales, Gigartinaceae. The coding region runs from base 1 to 2805 and encodes 934 amino acids. The record is from RefSeq and is a predicted model, not a curated record. The transcript has 2 exons.